Acanthosepion pharaonis is the source of this 2517-nucleotide messenger RNA. The record is from the annotation of a GenBank genome assembly. NCBI's taxonomy places the organism in Eukaryota, Metazoa, Mollusca, Cephalopoda, Sepiida, Sepiidae.
AUGCUAAGAACAGAAAGUAACCAUUUUUUCUUUCUUUCAUUGGCUUGUUUCUUUCUUUCAUUGGCUUGUUUCUUUCUUUCAUUGGCUUGUUUCUUUCUUUCAUUGGCUUGUUUCUUUCUUUCAUUGGCUUGUUUCUUUCUUUCAUUGGCUUGUUUCUUUCUUUCAUUGGCUUGUUUCUUUCUUUCAUUGGCUUGUUUCUUUCUUUCAUUGGCUUGUUUCUUUCUUUCAUUGGCUUGUUUCUGUUUGCCUCGUUUACGUACGUUUGCAAGGAUGGCUUAUUUCGGUUCCAGAGUAAAAAAGCAAAUUGAAAACGAGGACAAUGAAGCCUGGAAAAAAGUAAUGGAAUUUUAUCAAAAGGAAUUUCUUUGCGACAUUAAACUGACCGUUGGCCACGAGUCGAGGUCUGCCCAUCGUAUUGUGCUGUCCUCUCUAUGUCCAAAAGGUCCGUGGUCAAAGCAAGGAGCAGCUACCGCUUCACACUCAGAUAAUGGACCUUUUCAACUCGACGUUAGCGAUGUGUUCAAAACUCCGGAAACCUUUGCAAAUGUUAUCGAUUUCAUCUAUUUGGGAACGAUCAAACUGAAAACGGAUACGGUUUUACAGAUCUUGGAAGUGGCAAUACAGCUUAAUUUGAUCGAUCUGAUCAUUCACUGCAGCCAGUUCCUCUUGGAGCACAUCCGCAUCAAUAAUGUUCUCAGUUUAUGGAAUUUGGCUUAUGAGAUGGAGCUGCGUCAACUGGCUGAGGUUUGUCGAGUUCUUGCCCGAGAAUUGUUCAGGGAUGUCAUUCUGGAGAGCAAUGAUAUGAAAAUGCUCUCCGCCAGUUUCAUGGAUAUGCUAGUCGGCCAGAAAUACGUGACUAACACAGUAACGUCAAUAGAGAUUGCUGGUUUUAUUUUAAAGUGGUUGAUCGAAGACCCCGAAGGAAGGCGGGAAUCUGCCAGAGUAUUAAUUUCCAAAAUCGGAAUUUGUCGGACGGAUUUGUAUCAGAUUGGCGAUUCCGUUUGUCAAAAUCAUGAAAUCAAAUCUGAAACCUUGCAGGAGAUGCUUCGUGACUGUUGUAUUUCACGAUCACGUGAAACUCUCUCCUCAGAAGCUCCGCUUGCAACUGCAGUACAUUUGAACUCUGCUUUUGAAGAGCCUCUCUCUCUUGAUCGAGAACCACUUCCACAGCCUCCCGCGAGGAGACUUCCCGACGGAGACGGCGGUUGGAUGCUCAUGGUCAGAGACGAUAAAUCGACGACAGUCUUUUGCCAAAAGUCGAAAACCUGGUUGGAAUUUCCAAAUAUUACCUAUCCGUACAUAGUGGGACUGUCCGACAGGAAAUAUUUGGCUUGUACGAAGCAGCAGUUCGCUCGUUCUUUUGAGAUAAUGGACUUUACCCGCUUUCAGCAACCGCGAAGCAUUGAAGAACGGCGUUUGAUGGAUGACGCUUUUCCGGAACCGGAAUACAUUUGGUAUUUGUGCAACAAGAAAAAAUGGUAUCUUGCUUCUUUGAUUAGUACUCCUGAUAAAUAUAGUCUGGUUUUGCAUGAAUGGGACGAUAUGAACGGCGUUUUCGUCUUCCGACACAAUUUCAAGACUUCUCUGUCAAAUCAGUGGAUUAUCAAAGGCUUCACUUACUUUAACGAUAAUAAUUGUAGCCUCAUCUUGAUUAUAUCCUCUCUAGCUAACGUGGAUUACCAGAGUGCCAAGCCCUAUGAUAUAUUCUACUUGUUCCGAGUCAGCUGGAAAAGAGAGGCUUUUAUCGAAGAAGUCAUUAAAGACAUGUUCUACUAUCGCUGUUCGUCUAUGACCAAAGAGGAUUUCUUAUAUCUCAAUGACUGUCUGUAUUUAUUCGAUCAGGGUCUUGUUAAAAACUUGGUUUACGCAAUCGAAUAUAACGUCCCAGUUACUAUUCCCGCCAUAGCUUUCGACCUAAGAUCGGGGAAUAACAGCACUUACAAAUCCAUCCAACUAUCACAGCCUGGUCUUAAUAUCUUACCUCUGAAACGAAAAUCACUCCAGCCUCAACAGGCCUCCAUCUCACAACCUACACUAUCAUCGAACGCAACCACGUCUUCUUUGGCUUCGGAUUACGCGAAAAACAGAGGUCUCUCUUCUGAGAACCAGUCUUGUGUGUCUGUUAUCGGCGAUAAGCUGUUUUUGGUCACCCAUAGGGCCCCGGGAAUUGUUCAUGUUUUUAAAAUAGAUAUCUUCCAAAACUCAUGGGAAUUGACACCACCAUUGCCCCUAGCUGCUCUCACAGACAUCAAGGUCAAUUCUUUUUAUAGUGACUGUUCGUUACAUGACGGCUUUCCGAUGGGUAGGAAACGUCUAAAUGUUUCACUGAUAUUCAUCAAUGAGAUCAGUCGUAUGCUAUCCACUCGCCUUUAUGUGCAUCUUUUUUGUGUGCUGCAUUAUUAUUGGCUGAUUUCUCUCUCUCUCUCUCUCUCUCUCGGGAGUUAUUCCCUGAAUGACUCUAUAUCACGAAUUACUCGUUUUCUCUGUGUCGUUUUCAAAGUCAGUCACAGAUUGUGA